AUGGCUUUCCAAAAUCGAGUAUUAUUAUAUACUACGAUUAGUUUAUUAGUUGUCACCGCUGCCUUAUACAUCUCGGCAAAUGCUUUACCAAUAUGGAUAACAGCAUCUAUCGAAUCAUCUACAUACACAUAUGGAUUAUGGAAAGUAUGUAACACUGUAGAAGGUACGAAAAUUUGUCUAAAUGCACCAUUGAAGACAGAUAGUGAAACAAUGUCAAUGCGUGCAUUUAUAAUCAUUUGUUGUAUUUUAUCACCAUUAUCUGUUGUAUCGAUUUUAUCGAUUUUAUAUAAUGAAGAUCUAAAGAAGAAAAUGUUUUUUUGGGCAAAAUGUCUUGCUGUCACAACUCUUAUUAGUGGAAUUAUUGGUGUUGCUAUUGGAAUUAAUGAAGUUGUCAAAAGUAAAGAUCGUGGUGGAAAAAUGGGUGUAUCGUGUAUUUUGGCAAUUACUGCACUGAUCUUGAAUUUAGCUGGUGCUGUUACAACAUUUUUUCUUGAAUAA
Molecule: messenger RNA, 498 nt
Organism: Adineta steineri
Lineage: Eukaryota; Metazoa; Rotifera; Eurotatoria; Adinetida; Adinetidae
Source: the annotation of a GenBank genome assembly